Molecule: messenger RNA, 1335 nt
Organism: Trichophyton verrucosum HKI 0517
Lineage: Eukaryota; Fungi; Ascomycota; Eurotiomycetes; Onygenales; Arthrodermataceae
Product: WW domain protein
Exons: 6
Coding region: 1-1335 (444 amino acids)
Biological process (GO): proteolysis
Molecular function (GO): cysteine-type endopeptidase activity
Source: RefSeq, a predicted model, not a curated record
AUGUCUUACUGGCAAAACACUACGCCCUUUAACGGGGGAGCUGGCGGCUAUUACCAGCAACAGCCUCCUCAGCCGCAAUACCAGCAACCAUACCAACAACCUCCAUAUCAGCAACCUCCAUACCAGCAGCCGCCCUACCAGCAACCACCUUACCAGCAACCGCCAUAUCCUCAAAAUCUCACACCACAGCCCCAGUACCCAUAUCCUUACAACCAACCACCACCUCCAUCUCCACGUCCUCCGUCCCAGCAACCACCCUACUAUCCCCAAGAGCCGCCGCGGGCACCACCAUCACCUUACCCCGCGAGCAACGGAAACAGCGGGAACAACCGUCCCACCCCUCCACCACCACCGCAGAGCAGCCAGAGCUUUGGUCAUGGCGCACCAUCCUCCUACCGAUUUAAAUACUCGAACUGCUCUGGCCGACGGAGAGCUCUUCUCGUCGGUAUAAACUACUUUGGCCAGGGCAGACCUUUGAAAGGCUGUAUCAAUGAUGUUGCGCGCAUGUCUACAUUUUUGAACCAGCGCUAUGGCUACCGACGCGAGGACAUGGUGAUUCUUACAGAUGAUCAAGCAAAUCCAAUGAGCCAUCCAACGAAAGCAAAUAUGAUCCGUGCCAUGCAGUGGUUGGUUUCGGGCGCACAGCCAAAUGAUUCGCUGUUUUUCCACUUUUCAGGUACCCCAUCAAUCAUUGCCCAGUUCCUGUCCCGGCUGUAUCCGGCUAUGAUCCCUGGAUUUGAUGAAGUGAUUUACCCGGUCGACUUCCAAACUGCUGGCCACAUAGUUGACGAUGACAUGCACGCUAUCAUGGUCCGUCCGCUGCAACCUGGAGUCCGACUUACUGCCAUCUUCGACUCUUGCCACUCGGGCACUGCCCUGGAUCUCCCUUUCCAAUACUCUACACAAGGUGUCCUGAAAGAGCCGAAUCUCGCUAAAGAAACAGCCUUGGAUCUCUUGAGUGCCUUCAAAAGCUACGAGAGCGGCGACAUCCGUGGCGUCGCCAACACCACCAUCGGCUUAUUCAAGAAACUUACCAUUGGCGACUCGGCUCGUCAGAAAACGCUUAGAACCAAGACCUCGCCUGCUGACGUGAUCAUGUUUUCUGGCUCAAAGGAUACGCAGACAUCUGCGGACACUGUUGAAGGCGGCUCUGCGCAGGGCGCAAUGAGCUGGGCAUUCCAAGAGGCGUUGAGCAAGAACCCGAAGCAAAGCUAUAUCCAGCUUCUAAACAGCAUAAGAGCUGAGCUGAGUGGGAAGUAUUCGCAGAAACCGCAGUUGAGCUGCAGCCAUCCACUGGGUAAGUUGCUGUCCGGCUUUGGUCUGAACCCUGGUUGA